Messenger RNA from Anopheles coustani, 6295 nucleotides. RefSeq lists its product as uncharacterized. The transcript is spliced from 18 exons. The record is from RefSeq and is a predicted model, not a curated record. NCBI's taxonomy places the organism in Eukaryota, Metazoa, Arthropoda, Insecta, Diptera, Culicidae. The coding region runs from base 1 to 5571 and encodes 1856 amino acids.
AUGCUCCCGACGGACCUGUUUCUUGGCAGUCCGGGGCUGCCGGGGUCGACGAUGAAGCUGACGCCGGGCGUCGGCAUGACGCUGCUCAUCGGCGUCGCUGGGAGUAUCUUUCUGGUCGCCCAAAGUCACCGAUUGCUGCGCAGUAAACUAAGCCAACGAAGGCGCUCAUCACGAAAGCCCGAUGUGGCGGAGUGUUACAUGUGUAACGCAAACGUCGAACUCGAAAGCACAGACAGCUUCGCAACAUGCCGUGGUUGCGAAAGAUUGGUCUGCCGCGGAGAGAACUGCUGCCAGUGGGUGGAAUCGAUCGGCAUCUGGGAAUGCACCGGGUGUCAAUCGAAUCGCGUGAUCCAGCAGAAGGCAGGCGAGUGGUUGCUGAAUCAGCUGACCGCCCGGCUCCAGCAGCCCGGUCCGGUAGAGCUGAGGGAUGGCAAUCUGCUCGGUCUUGGCUUGGAUGCCGAUGACGCCCGCAGUACGAGCAGCUCGACGGUUUCGGCGAACCAGCGCAUCAAGGUGCGGGAGUUUAUCGAGGAACUGCUGUCGGCCAUGCUGCACGGACCGCUAGACGAUGUUUCCGUUGGGCAGCUCAUGAAACACGAAAGCUAUAUAAGACUUUUCCGAAAGUUCCACACACGUUUGAGCAGGUGUCUGUACAAUCUUGAACUUUCGAUACAUCACUCACUAAUGUCGGAUCUACCACUAUGGGAAGGUCAACAGCAGCAUCACAGCCCGAGCGACCAGCACUUCGAGCUGAAGCGACUGAUACAGAAGAUCCUGGAGGAGAUCGCUAAGCUGCCGGAGCUGCUGAACCACAGUGGCCUCCCGCUACGGCCGGAAGAACAUUUGCCGUACUUCGAUCCGAAGAAGUACGAACAACUGGUUGCCACUGCGGUGCUCAACAAGGUGGUGGACGACUAUCGGAAUCCGAAAAACUUCCCUAGUGCCGGUGACGUGGCAGCCAAACCGUACUACGUUGCAGGUGGUGGUGGUGGUGGUGGUGGACCGGUCGACGUGAACCACAAUCAGCUGACGGAAGGAGGUAGUCACCCCAAGGGCGCGCUGAACGCGGAAGCCCUCAGACAGAUGUCCGUAACGGCCGACGAGAUCCUAGCACACGAGGCAGCCGCAGCCAGCUACAGUGCGUCGGGCGAUCGCCGACUGUCCGAUACGGACGAGUCCUACCUCAGCGACUACAUCCAGCGGCACAAGGUUCCGCUGCCGGAUCUUUCCGACACUACCACCGGUUCGGGGUCGGGCGCAGAAGACGACGAUCUGCAGUCGCUCAAGUCGAACGCGACCGACGGGACGUGGGAAGAGAAUUGGCUGUUUCGCAAGCGCCAGCUGAAAACGACCGAGUCGUCGAUCGCCAUGCUCGUGCCAUCGCCAACGGAGGAGGUGAAGGCGCUGAUCGGUGACAAGAAUGCGGACGAGAUCAGCGAUCUCUCCGAGGCGGGCUCGGACUGCGAAGGGUACGAGUCGGAUAGCAACGUGGCCCCGGAGGUCAUCAAGAGUGAGGCGAGUCCACUGACGGCUGGAUCGAGCAGCAAGGACGAGACGAGCGAGGGUUUGUCGUCCUCGUCGAAGCCACAGGACUCGCUGGAGGAGGAAAACUUCCCGGCCGAUAGUCUCGUGUCGAUCAGUUCGCUACCGGCCAACGAGGAGGCGCUGUCGGAGGCUAAAAAUAGUCAACUGUUGGGGGAACAGGACCGAUCCGCCGGAACCAUACUCGAGGAUCUGAUCAGUAUUGGGCCGGUGGUGGAAAAGGUGGAAACCACCAAUCCCACAUUGACCAAUCCGUUCUUGAACGAUCCAUUCGAAGUGAACAACGGCGUCAUUACGGAUGACGUGAAGUUACUUCAACGCACCGAAGCUAGUGACAAUCGGAGUUCCGAACCCAGCACCAACGGUCACGGAGACCGCAAAGAAAUCCCAAUAGAUCGAGUGCCACCACUGUUGCUGCUGGAUUCUCUGUCACCGCCGGGGUCUCCGGUGCAGCAGGUCCUAUCACCCCAUCCGAUCAUGAUGACGAUCACCGAUGUUUUCGAUCGGAUGGCAAGCAGUUCACCGUUGGGUGCCAUUUCGGAGGAGCUUCCACCGCCGAUGCUGAUGGAUCCGGAAGAUUCCGAUCCACCGUUCGGGGUUACACCGAUGGAGGAAUCGUUCGAUCAAAACAGUUCCCCGCUGACUACGAUUUCGGAGGAGCUUUCAGCGACGGUUCAGUUGGAGGACGGUGAAAAGGGCAAGUUGUCCGAAGAGGCAACACCCGACGCUGUCCUUUCCCCAAUGGAUAGUAUCCAGGAUGAUAGUGAGUAUAGGACGGUAUCCGAGGCGACCAACAACAGUCUCAUGCUAGUCGAGUCCUUCGAGGAGCUCGGCCCGUUUAGUAUGUCCGAUAUGCCGCACGAUUCAAACAGCCUCCAACGAUGCGACGAGGAGUUUAGUUCCAUUGUAGAACAGAGCGAGUCCGAUAAUGCAGAAGAACAGGAACAGCGUCCCAUCGUGACGGCACAAUCAUCGCCCGAUUUGCUGCAGAUACGGGAGACACCCCCGGCAGCGGUUUACGUGCGUGAUCAGGAGCAGCGAGAGUUUUCCGAGCAACUAAAAACUCUUAACGCACCCAACGUCGUCGAAACACCGAACCGUAAUCCGUUUCAGGACGAGGAGGGAGAUACAGAUAAACCAUCACAAAUCACACUCCACGCUGAUCUGGUAACGUUCGACAACAAUAUACCGAGUCCGGAACGUAAUCCUGGAAUUGUGGCCGUAACGGAACAGAUGCGGGCGUACUGUGAGGAACUUAAAGGCAUUCUCAAUCGACCAUCAGCCGAGGAGGGGCUGGAUGUAAAGCCAGUUGAGGAGGAAUUGGAUCAAUGGGAAAUGGUAGAACCACCGGAAGCGCUGGAAGCACUCGACGCCUUCGGAGAAGAGUUGCAACGGGCCUUGGAAGAUCCUACGGUGUCGGAAGUAAGUCCAUGCAAAGAUCAUCCAAUCCGCGAAUAUCCUUUACUGGAACUUGAAGAACCCUUUCCGAGCCCCAUUGAGAUAGGAAGCCUAAGAAUGGCCGAGUACAGUGAGAGUUUGAAGAAUAUUGAGUACGUUGAGGAAGCCCUCGCCAUGGACGAGCAAGUGCAGAUCAUUUCCGAUACUUCCGUAGAGAUGGAGGAACGAUCAUCGGAGGCUUUCACGGUGUCUUCGCCGGAACCAUCCCAUCACAGCGUGACAGUACACUGUACACCUUCCAUCGAGGAUCCUCCCUCGCAGAUGGAAGUUCCCUCGAGUGCCGAUGAAGCGACUGAGUCCUUCCCCCUGCCAUCAACUAGCACCGAGGAGACGAUGCUGGCGUCGAUCGAGUCCCGUUCGGAGUCGAAGAUCGACGACACCAGCAUGCCAUUUAGCGACAGCGACCUUCCAUCCCUCUCAUCGCCACACACCACCACCACCACCAUCGUGACCGCCUCGACCACAACCACCAUUAACAAUUGCAUGUCAACUAACAUCACGGAUCAAGUAUCGACACCUAUUUGCAUUAGCACCAGCACCAUCGACAUUGACACUAACCCCUCGAAUAACACCCGUUUUGUGAGCGAACUGUCGCUCGACGUCCCACUGUCGUUGGCGGACGCACCACCGCAAACCUCGAUCGUCGCUGACUCUUCGAUCAUUCCAGCACAAAAGACAGCGGAACAGCAGCCGACAGUGGAAAGCAAUGGGCAUCAUACGGAAGCCGUGCCGGCGGACGGUGGUAUGGACGAACAGAAUCAACCGUCCCUUGACGAAGCGGACACGUUGAUACCGGGAUCCAUUGCAGAACGGGAACAUCUGAAGUGGCGUAAUGCCAAGCCGAUCGCCAACAAUCCGUACUCCCCGGACGCUCUGCAGCGCAGGCUCUCGGAGAAGAGCCGUCCCUCCAGUAUGAUCGAGAUCGAGCGAUUGGUCAAAAAGGAUGCCGCGCCAAACGGUUCCGCCGUUGUGCUGUUGGACGAUGAGGAUUCUCCGAAGGAACCGGUUGACUCCGGAACGGAGAACGAUCGUUCGCUGCAGUCGGUGAUGGGUGGAGCUCUGUCGGAGAAGAAAAAGAUCGGUCGGGAAUAUUAUAUCAACGAUCCGGAGCGUCUCCGAGCGGGUGGAGGUGUGUUGAAGCAAACCCUCGGAGUGGAACAGAAGCAGCCGCAGCAGCUAUCGCACAGUACCGACGACGAGAAAUCACUGCUUCUCGCCCGCAACGUGGAUGAUGGUGAAUCAAACCAGCUGAAGUUGGCACCCGGUUCCGGAACCUCUCUGUCUCGUUCGAGUAGCUUCGGUAAACCACGUGAUCCCGGUGCGGAGAACGUCUUUGCCGCCCGCCCAGUACAGGUCACAUCGGACGAUCCCAUCCUGAAGAAGGGGGGCACCAAGGUGAACCACCUCAGUACGGCGGCUCGUGAAGCUUUCCUCGUACCCGUCGAGCCGGAACCGCACGGAUCGCUGAUCAGCUCGUCGUCCGAGGUGAGCAUCAACUCGCCAACCUCGUCCUCGGGAGCUCGCCCGGAACUGGACAGCUUGACCUACAGCGAAGACUCGGACGUGACGCGCAUCUACGAUCUGACGACCGGUGAAGCGAAGGUGUUCCGUUCCGGGGUGCCCGCGCAAUCCGAAACCAUCCUACAGAUCCUACCUCAGCUACCGAGUCCGGUGCAUCGUGCGUCAGCAUGCCCUAGCCCCGCUCAAGCGCCCUCUCUGACGGCCAAACCUUCGAGCCCGAUCGGUGGUCAGGACGAACGAGGCUUCCUACGGCCGGCGCAGUUCGCGGUCAAACCUCUCUCCCCGGAAACGAUCAAGUUCUUCGCACCGAAGCGAAAACUCAGCUUCACCGGAAGCAGCUCGAAUUUGGCCACCGGUGAGGGGACCAAGACCCCUGCCACUAGCAGCCCCGGGCACACGAUGCACUCGUCGCUGCACAUCGAUUUCCCGGCGACACGUGCGACGAACGGAAGCGAGUUUUCCAUCAUCGAAAGGGACGUGAUCGACGUGCUGCCAUCGGUCAAGGAGCUGGCCAAGUGCUACAGUGGAAGCUGCAGUGAGGUAUCCACGAUGCCACCGAAACCACUCUACAAACCACGGGUCAAGCUUAGAAAGGACUUCCUACGCCAGUCUUCGGAUGUGUUGAACGAGGACGGUAGCUCCGGUGCGAUGCCGGACGCGGGCACGAAAGGACAGCGGCAGUACAGCAGCACCAGCAGCAUCGCGGUGCGGGACGAGAUUCGGGAAAUUCGAAAGAUCAACCUGGAAGCGUACCGGCAGCAGUCGACGUUCUACCCGAUGGCGCCUGGCCACAGCAUCACGGCCCGCAGCCUUUCCAAGCAGAUCCGUGAGCAUAAGACCAACGUUACCGAUGACCACAAGGUGGGCCAGCACGAGGAACUGCCCGGUAGCAAUGGUGGAAAUGGUGGUGGUGGUGGUGAAGGUGAUGGUGUUGGUAGUGGAAUCGAUGGUGGCCAUGCGUCUCCGGAGCGUCCUAGCAGUCCCGUGUUUUUGCCGGGUCAUCUGAAGACCAGUAUAGAGUUUUUCGAAAGCCUCAGGAACAAACCGUAAACCCGGAGGGAAAAAAAAGUGAUCGGAAGAAACAAAAAGUGAGGAGAGCUGCCGUCUCUGCCAGCUUCCCCUUUCCCCUGCCAAGGGAAUAUCUCUUCAGUCGUUGUGCCAUUCAAAUGUCGUCGCAAAAAAAAAAUCGGUAAUCCACUCUGGAACCAGACAACCCCGGGGGAGUCAGUGCGAUAUCAUUUAGUCAUGUUCGAAACCAAAUUCGCACCGCCACCGGUUGUCUCGUCUUUAAGGUUUGGUAAAGGGAAGAGGCAAAAGCACCGGCCCACGGGGCGACGACAUCAUAAUGCAAAAAAAAACCCAGUAAAUUUCAUAUUCCUCCCGGUGAUCAAACCCGAAGCAGAAACCUCCCUAGCGUAACGGUAGGAUUAGGAAGGCAGACAAGGAGAGUUAAUUUAUUAUCUGCCACGUUUUCAAUACCUUCGUUUGGAUAUUGUUUCAUCUCCACGGUGCACCUUUUUAUUUUAUUUUAUUUUACUUUUUCCUUUUUCCUUUUUGUUUUAUUUUUCCUUUUUGGUUUGUAUAUCAGCGUUUUGCCUUUCUAUUGUUUUGCAUUUAUGGUUUGCCUUCUACUUUCUUUCCUAUCUUUUUUUCUCUAUAAGAGCUUUGUAGAAGCAAUUAGUUUUCGUUCAGAAUUAGUUCCUUCUCAUCUUGAACAGUUAAGAUGACGAAAAUGGAUUUGAUGGAAAAUAAAGCAUUGAAAAAUAAAAACUUA